AUGAAGCAGUUCUCUGACGUCGACUUUGAAGUGCGCUGGCUGCCAUAUCAGCUGAAUCCCCAAGCAUCCGACAAGCCGUCCAGCAAGAUGCAGGCCUAUGCGGACAAGUUCGGCAAGAGCAAGGAAGAAGUGAAGCAGAUGGGCGACUGGAUGAAAGGCAAGUUCGAUGCAGUGGGACUGCCCUAUGCCUUCACGGAGAAGGGCUUGGUGAGCAGCACCUUCGAUGCGCACCGAGUCCUCACCGAAGCCUACCGGCAGGGUGGGGCUGCUGCCCAGGACAAGGCAGCUGAGGCCUUGUUCCACUCCUACUUUGCAGAGGAGAAGGCGCCCAACGACCCGGAGGAGCUGAAGAAGGCGGCGGUGGCAGCGGGCCUGGAUGGCGACAAGUUGGUCGCUGACAAGUCCCUGGCCGCAGCAGAGGUGAAGGAGGAGCUCAGGGUCGGGCAGCAGCUUCGCGUGCGCGGAGUGCCUCACUUCGUGAUUCGGGCAGAUGGAUCCUCGAAGGCGCAGCAGAUCUCUGGUGCGCAGCCACCCGAGGAGUUCGUCCACGCGUUCCGGGCCGUGGCGACAUGA
Molecule: messenger RNA, 573 nt
Organism: Symbiodinium necroappetens
Lineage: Eukaryota; Dinophyceae; Suessiales; Symbiodiniaceae
Source: the annotation of a GenBank genome assembly